CAGUCCACCCCAGCUGAACGGUGACUGUACACAUUCAAGAUGGCUUCUGCGAUGGACGACGAGUUUGAAGACGCACCUGAUGUCGAGCCUUUAGAGCCAACUCUGAAGAAUAUAAUCGAGCAAAAAUCUCUGAAAUGGAUCUUCGUUGGCGGGAAAGGUGGUGUCGGUAAAACAACAUGUAGCUGUAGCUUAGCCGUCCAGCUGGCUGCUGUCAGGGAGAGCGUCCUCAUCAUAUCCACAGAUCCUGCCCAUAACAUCUCUGAUGCUUUUGACCAGAAAUUCUCAAAGGUGCCUACUAAAGUCAAGGGCUAUGACAACCUGUUUGCCAUGGAGAUUGACCCGAGCCUGGGAGUGGCAGAACUGCCUGAUGAAUUCUUUGAGGAGGACAACAUGCUGAGUAUGGGCAAGAAAAUGAUGCAGGAAGCUAUGAGUGCUUUCCCUGGCAUUGACGAGGCCAUGAGCUAUGCAGAGGUCAUGAGGUUAGUGAAAGGAAUGAACUUCUCAGUGGUGGUGUUUGACACUGCUCCCACUGGCCACACACUGCGUCUGCUCAACUUCCCAACCAUCGUGGAACGAGGGCUGGGUCGCCUCAUGAAAAUUAAGAACCAGAUCAGCCCCUUCAUCUCUCAGAUGUGUAACAUGCUUGGUCUGGGAGACAUGAAUGCAGACCAACUGGCAUCCAAACUGGAGGAGACGCUGCCAGUCAUUCGCUCCGUUAGUGAGCAGUUCAAAGACCCUGAACAGACCACCUUCAUCUGUGUGUGCAUCGCAGAGUUCCUGUCGCUCUAUGAGACGGAGCGGCUGAUUCAGGAACUAGCCAAGUGUCGCAUCGACACGCAUAACAUCAUCGUUAACCAGCUGGUUUUCCCUGAGGCAGAGAAGCCUUGUAAAAUGUGUGAAGCUCGUCACAAAAUUCAGUCCAAAUAUUUAGACCAGAUGGAGGAUCUUUACGAAGAUUUCCACAUAGUUAAGUUACCUCUACUGCCUCAUGAAGUACGAGGAGCUGACAAGGUCAACACAUUCUCCAAGCAGCUUCUGGAACCAUACAAACCUCCAAACAAGUGAAUUCCCACUUGUAGGACCUCAUACCCCCCACCACCCCCCCGUCUGUAGACAAAAUACUUCAACAGUCUAAACGCGCCUACUCUAUUUUCCCACCAUAACAGCCUCCUAAUGAUCCACGGUGUCCAUCGAGGCAGAACAUCACUACCCACACUCUAACACACACAGACUGCUGUACUGGGAGAUGAGACGCUGCAUAUAAACAGUCUAACUCUUUAAGUUUAUGUGUUCAUAUCCUUAGUGGCAGUGGUUCUAGUCUUACUGCAUUCAGCCCGGUCUAAACAGAAAACUUUUAUCCUCUGGCCGUAUUUAUUCGGCUCCAGCUUCAGAUGGUGUGAUGUCAGCACCUCCUUUUGUCUCUGAUUUGGCUCCUGUCCCCCCCCCUCGUAUUUGAGGAUAUCCCUGAAAUUUACGACUGUCUUCUUCAUCUCUGCAUAUUUAAUCUCAUCUAAAUCACUAUAACUGCAGAAAAAGCCAGGAUGCUGGUUUUAGAUCUUUAACAUUGUUUUAAUUUCAGUUAAAGCCUAAAAAUGCUUAAUUUGCUGUUUGUUCAGUUUUUGGUUAUUCAAAGUUGAGUUUAAGAUUUAAAUCCAUGUUGAAGACCAAAGUGGAACAUUUUAGUUAGUAAAGCUGAAAGUGUCUCCAGCUUCUCAAGAUACUUCUUAAACAUUGCUUAAACUUUAUGGGAUCACUGAGGAAGGGGAUCAUUAUUCUGAUAUUUACAAUAUAAACUGAUUGUGUCACAGUGACGUUUUGAGUUGAUUGUAUGAACCUUUGCUGUUGUGAAUGAAAUCCAUCCUCUGGUUUGAUUAACACUUCGCCAACAGGAACAAACAUGGUGUUUAAAAGGUCAAUAUUUCUGACGGGGUUUCAUAUCUUUUCUCUGUCGAUGAAUGCUUCAAGAAUCUGUUUUCUAUAGGUUUUAUUUAAAUUAUUUUCCAAAUUGUGAAUUAAAACAAACUUU
This is a messenger RNA of Cyprinodon variegatus (sheepshead minnow), 2026 nucleotides long. RefSeq names its product arsA arsenite transporter, ATP-binding, homolog 1 (bacterial) (gene get3). The coding region runs from base 40 to 1065 and encodes 341 amino acids. Gene Ontology annotation, biological process: post-translational protein targeting to endoplasmic reticulum membrane. The transcript has 7 exons. The record is from RefSeq and is a predicted model, not a curated record. Gene Ontology annotation, cellular component: GET complex. Gene Ontology annotation, molecular function: ATP hydrolysis activity; ATP binding. NCBI's taxonomy places the organism in Eukaryota, Metazoa, Chordata, Actinopteri, Cyprinodontiformes, Cyprinodontidae.